Messenger RNA from Pocillopora verrucosa, 1905 nucleotides. RefSeq names its product EEF1A lysine methyltransferase 1. Gene Ontology annotation, molecular function: nucleic acid binding; protein-lysine N-methyltransferase activity. The record is from RefSeq and is a predicted model, not a curated record. Gene Ontology annotation, biological process: methylation. NCBI's taxonomy places the organism in Eukaryota, Metazoa, Cnidaria, Anthozoa, Scleractinia, Pocilloporidae.
CAUGGCGGAUGACGAACAAGAAUGCUACAAUAAGCAAAAUCAGCCAGUUGGAAGUGAAAGCGAUGAUGAUAUCCCUCAGUUAUCGGCUCAUACUCUGGCAGCUUUGCAGGAAUUUUAUGCUAAAGAGAAACAAAGGCAGGAAUCAGAAGCAUCACAAGAAAAUCAGGAAAUAAGCGAGGACUGGCAAUUGAGUCAGUUUUGGUAUGACAACAGAACAGCCACAAUAUUGGCAGAAGAAGCUCUAAGAGCAUCACAAAAUGGCAGAAUAGCUUGCCUUUGUUCACCAACUUUGUACAAAAAACUACUUGAAAUCAAACCAGAGGGAUGUGAAGCAAAAGUCUUCGAAUAUGACAGAAGAUUCUCUGUAUUUGGUGAAGAUUUUGUUUUCUAUGACUACAAGAAGCCAUUGGACUUCCCUGCUUCAGUCACUGAGCACUCCUUUGAUAUAGUUGUGGCUGAUCCCCCUUUCCUCUCAGAAGAAUGCCUCAGAAAAACUGCAGAGACAAUAAAAUACCUUGGAAAAGAAAAAAUUAUCUUAUGCACUGGCCAAAUCAUGGAAGAUUUAGCUUUCAAGCUGCUCAGAGUAGAACCUUGCAAGUUCCAACCAACACAUGCCAGGAACCUCGCCAAUAAAUUUGCUUGUUUUUUAAAUUAUGAUAGUGAACUGGAUAAAUGAGAGGCAUUUCUUUUAGAAGAUCAACAGUUUGUGAAUUCUUCUACACAGCUUGAGGCCUCAAAUUCUCAAAUUCUAAUGCACAGUAAAGGCAUGUUAUUCAAUUUCUCAUCAUACUGAGCUAAAUCAUGUCAAUGGAUUUGCAGUGCUACAAUCUCAGUGGAAAGUGAAAACUGUUUAUGGUACAUACUUGCUAAAAACAGGGGAACACCAUUCUUGACAAUAAAAUACAAUAGUUCUUUCAUAAAAUUCCAGUCUUAUUAACAACAGAGAAAAAGUGCUCAUUUAGAAAUAAUCACCAUGUGUUAAGGCCAGGUUAAUAAUUUUAUGCAUAAAAAUGAAAUGUGUAGACACACCACCUUCACUGUCCAUUUGCAUUCAAUAAAUCCCACCAUCCCAGUAGUAUUUCUCCUGCAUUCUGGAUGACAACCUAAGAGAGAUUGCUAUAAAUCUGUUGCCAUAAAUUUUGCAGUCUUAUAAGUUACACCACUCACAAUCUAUUCUAUGAUGGAUAAUGAAUAAAAUGAGCGUUUCAGCACAUACCCAUUUGUAUCUUUAUUCAAUAAAAAUGUUGGCCUGUCUUGUGGUUACCAGUAAAUUUUGAACAAGAGAAAAUAGGAUUUUUUUUGCUCUUGGUUUUGAAUGACUAGUAGGUUUAUACUACCUGUUAAAACAAUUAAACUAUUGGCUGCUAAUUUUCAUAUGUAAUAGUGUGAGGGCUUCUCUCUCACAAGCUAUUAGAUUGAUGUUUCCAAUGUCUCUGUCACCUUCCUUAUGGGCAAUUCCACACUUGCCCCAGGGUUAACAAUGGGCCAAGUGUCUGUUGAGUAAAGCUAUCUUUGAUGCUUUAAGUAGAAAACUAAGAGACUUCAAAAAUAGCAAUCAUCUCUCAAGAGUUCAAUUUGAAUCUAUACCAUACUCCUUACACUAUCGAUACAAUAUCAAGCAGACAAGUGAUGGAAAUACAGAAAAAUAUCAAUUAGGGGAUUAUUAGUUGAUAAAACUAACAUAACAAAUGCAUGGCAAACAGUAAGGAGAAUUUCAAAUGAGAUCUUGAGAGUGAAAAGUUGGAUGGCUGCUAAUUUAUGCCAGGAAAUGUCUGUUCCUGUAAAUUGAUCUGCAAAGUUAACUGUACAGUCUAAAUAUUAUUAAGUUUGUAAAAGUUACAAUGUAUAAACAUUAUGAUAAUUACAUUUUUAAUAGCUUUGAUUAUAAAAAAAUAAUCAUUUAAU